Lachancea nothofagi CBS 11611 is the source of this 462-nucleotide messenger RNA. The record is from the annotation of a GenBank genome assembly. NCBI's taxonomy places the organism in Eukaryota, Fungi, Ascomycota, Saccharomycetes, Saccharomycetales, Saccharomycetaceae.
AUGCGGUGCGUCUGCAUGCAUGGUCGUGCAUGGGAUCCGGGUGUAGUUGCGCGCGGGCCGCAUGUCACUUUUGUUUUCUUCGAAUUUUUCGAUAUUCGGCGUAUAUGUCUAUAUAUGCGAGGGCUUGGUUCCGUUUAUUCCCAUGCCGGAACCCAUCAGUUUCAAGAAUGUGGAAAAGAGAGUUUAAAACGGCCAAGCUAUCGGGAGAAAAGCGAGGCAGCGAGUAAAGUUUUUCCAAGAGACAUUCAGCAAGUGCACGGUAUCGUUCAUCUCCUUUGUCACCGAAGCGAUCGCGAAGGCUCCUGUGCGUUUCAGAAAAAUACUCUCAAGCCAGUUGGAUACUCGUUUUUUUUAUUUUAUUUUUCAUUGUUGUUGCUUCUUCUUGUUCUUCUUCAAGUCGUUUGCGAGCUUUAUAACAACCACUCACACCCAGGCUACAACCCGCACUCGCCGUCGAGCUGA